Molecule: messenger RNA, 1504 nt
Organism: Cryptomeria japonica (Japanese cedar)
Lineage: Eukaryota; Viridiplantae; Streptophyta; Pinopsida; Cupressales; Cupressaceae
Product: cytochrome P450 716B2-like
Exons: 3
Coding region: 1-1470 (489 amino acids)
Biological process (GO): sterol metabolic process
Molecular function (GO): oxidoreductase activity, acting on paired donors, with incorporation or reduction of molecular oxygen; heme binding; monooxygenase activity
Source: RefSeq, a predicted model, not a curated record
AUGGAUUUUGAAAUAUCCAAGCUUUUCAUAGAAUUUCAGGAGUCUGGAUCUUUGUUUCUAAUACUUUCCACUGCAGUUGCAGUUGCAGUAGGUUUAGGAUUAUUUCUUCUUCAUGGUAGAGGGAAGAACAUACCUCCUGGAAGUGUAGGCCUGCCUAUAAUAGGGGAGACCCUUCAAUUUCUGAGAGCAUAUAGAGAAUUCCGCCACAAGGAAUGGAUACAAGAAAGGAUUACAAAAUAUGGGCCUGUCUUCAAGACCUCAUUAAUGGGUUCCCCCACAGUUGUCCUUACUGGUGAAGCUGGUAACCGUUUUCUCCUCCAGAUUGACUACAACAUCAUGAUUACCAAGCAGCCCAAAUCUGUGUCAAGGAUUGUGGGGAGGACCAACAUUCUUGAACUUUGUGGAGAUGAGCACAAAAGGAUGAGAAGUGCUGUCAUGAGAUUUCUUAAACCAGAUGUCUUGAAGAAAAAUGUGGGCAAAACAGAUGCGUUUUUGAGACAACAUUUUGCUGAGUGUUGGGAAGGAAAGGAGAGUAUAAUUGUGUUGCCAUUGAUGAGGCAGCUUGCCUUCAAAUUUGCCUGUCAUUUGGUUUGCGGUUUGAGCGACACCAAUGAGAGGGAAGCACUUCGCCAGGAUUUUCUUACAGCCAUUAAGGGUAUGUGGUCUCUUGCCUGGAAUAUACCAGGGACCACUUUUAGCAGGAGCUUAAAGGCUCGUCAUAGGAUUAUAAAGCGUUUAUCGUUAAUCAUGGAAGUGAGGAAGCAGGAACUGCAACAAGGAAAGGCUUCUCCUCAACAAGAUUUAUUGUCAUGUUUGCUUACUAUGGAGGAUGAUGGUGAUGUUAAAGCACUUACGGAAGAGGAGAUCAUGGACAAUAUCAUAGCCCUCCUCAUAGCUGGCCAUGACACUACUGCUACUCUUCUAACCCAUAUUGUUAGAACCCUGGCCCUGCAUCCAAAUAUCUACCAAAACGUUCUUGAUGAACAAAUGAAGAUUGUGGCAGAGAAACCACCAAAUGAGAGCCUUACAUGGGAAGACAUGCAAAAGAUGAAAUACACAUGGAAGGUAGCACAAGAAACUGCUCGCUUGACGCCACCACUUGUUGGAGGUUUCAGAAAAGCAAUCAAAGAUGUUGAAUAUGAAGGUUAUACUAUUCCCAAAGGAUGGCAGCUGUUUUGGGUGACUAGUACUACUCACAUGGAUGAUGAAAUCUUCAAAAAUGCAAAAGCUUUUGAUCCAGCUCAUUUUGAUAAAGCUAUUCCCCCGUUUAGUUAUACAGCGUUCGGAGGAGGAUCUCGCUUUUGUCCCGGAUAUGAUUUUGCAAAACUGGAGGUGAUAGUAUUUGUGCAUCAUCUUGUUUGCAAAUAUAAGUGGUCAUUGGUAAAUCCUGAUGAAAAGAUUAUUGGCAAUCGUAUGCCUAUCCCUGCUAUGGGCUUGCCAAUUAAACUUCAUCCAAAGGAGAACAUUUAAAUUUAAGUUUAUGUAUGAAUGUUGAGUAAGAAUU